AUGGGAGUGAAUGACUUGUGGCAAAUUUUGGAGCCUGUUAAGCAACACAUCCACUUACAUAAACUUGGUGGGAAGACCAUUGCAGUUGAUCUGAGUCUCUGGGUGUGUGAGGCACAAACAGUCAAAAAGAUGAUUGGAACCGUCAUGAAGCCCCACCUCAGAAACUUAUUUUUUCGUAUUUCAUAUUUAAUACAAAUGGAUGUAAAACUGGUGUUCGUCAUGGAAGGAGAACCACCAAAACUAAAAGCUGAUGUCAUAAGCAAGAGGAAUCAGAUUCGGUAUGGAUCCUCUGGAAAAAUAUGGUCUCUGAGAACAGGGAGAUCACAUUUUAAAUCAGUGUUAAAAGAGUGUCUGGAUAUGCUAGAAUGUUUGGGAAUCCCCUGGGUUCAAGCUGCUGGGGAAGCUGAAGCCAUGUGUGCUUUCCUCAAUGCUGGUGGUUAUGUAGAUGGCUGCCUCACCAAUGAUGGAGAUGCUUUCCUUUAUGGGGCCCAAACUGUUUAUAGGAAUUUCACUAUGAACACAAAGGACCCACAUGUGGACUGUUAUACAAUGUCAUCUAUCAAGAGCAAACUAGGUUUGGAUAGAGAUGCUCUGGUUGGACUAGCGAUACUUCUUGGCUGUGAUUAUCUUCCAAAGGGAGUCCCUGGAGUUGGUAAAGAGCAAGCCUUAAAGCUUAUACAGAUUUUGAAAGGGCAAAGUUUACUUCAGAGGUUUAAUCAGUGGAAUGAAAAAUCUUGUAACUCUAAUCCACAGCCACUAGUCACUAAAAAACUGGCUCAUUGCUCUGUCUGUUCCCAUCCAGGUUCACCUAAGGAUCAUGAGCAUAAUGGGUGCAAAUUAUGUAAAAGUGAUAGAUAUUGUGAACCACACAAUUAUGAAUACUGCUGUCCUUGUGAGUGGCACCGUACAGAACAUGAUAGGCAACUAAAUGGAGUAGAGAACAAUAUUAAGAAAAAAGCUUGCAGUUGUGAAGGAUUCCCAUUCCAUGAGGUUAUUCAAGAAUUUCUUUUGAACAAGAAUAAAUUGGUGAAGGAAAUCAGGUACCAAAGACCUGAUUUGUUAUUGUUUCAGAGAUUUACUCUUGAAAAAAUGGAGUGGCCCAAUUACUAUGCAUGUGAGAAAUUGUUGGUGCUUUUGACCCGCUAUGACAUGAUAGAAAGAAAGCUUGGUAGAAGGAACUCUAAUCAACUACAGCCAAUUCGAAUUGUUAGGACCCGAAUCAGAAAUGGAGUUAAUUGCUUUGAAAUAGAAUGGGAAAAGCCUGAACAUUAUGCUGUGGAAGAUAAACAAAAUGGAGAUUUGGUUCUGUUAACAAUCGAAGAAGAAUCAUUGUUUGAGGCAGCCUAUCCCGAGAUUGUUGCUGUUUACCAAAAGCAAAAGUUAGAAAUUAAAGGGAAGAAACAAAAAAGUAUGAAAAUUAAGUCUAAAGAAAACAAUUUUCCUGAAUCAGAUGAUGUAAUGAGUUUUCAGUCACACAUGACUUUAAAACCCACAAGUGAAAUAUUUUCUAAGCAGAAUUCCAAGCUAAAUUUGGAAAUUUCUCCUGAUCCUGCAUUACCACAGGAAUCUAUUUCUGCCUCAUUGAAUAGCUUGCUUUUACUUGAGGACAGUGCCUGUUUGAAUACACAAAAACAGUUAAUGUCUUCUCCGAGACCAUUGGCUAUACAGCAAAUUAAAGCUGUCAGUAAGUCUCUAAUUUCAGAAUCCAGUCAACCCAAUACGUCAUCCCAUAAUGUAUCUGUGAUUGCUGAUCUACACUUGAGCACCAUUGACUGGGAAGGUACUUCUUUUAGUAAUUCUCCAGCUAUUCAAAGGAACACUUUGUCUCAAGGUUUAAAAUUAAAACUUGAAUCAGAGUUGUUGGCCAUCCCUGAUAGCUUUAAUAAUAUUCCAGAAAAUUUGUCAUCUGAAUCAGAAUGGUGUACUAAAGACUUCAAUAAAGUGUUGGAUUGUGAUCUCCAAAAGAUUAGUCCUGAAGAGCGUCUACUUUCUGGCAUUACUGAUUUAUAUCUUCAGGAUUUGCCUUUAAAGGAACGAAUACAUAUAAAAUCAUCAUAUCCUCAGGAUAAUGUACAACCAGAUGUUGACCUGAAAACUUUGUCCCUACCUAAAGAAUCUUGUAUUGCUAACAGCCGUUCUGAUUGUCCAUUAUAUCUUUCAAAGGAUCUUACAGGAAUUCAUUUGCAAAACGAAUCCAGAAACUCUAAAGUUAUAAAAGGAGACCAGCUGCUUCAAGAAAACUACACAGUGAAUAUUUCUAUACCUUAUUCUAUCAAUAAGCCAGUACUAAAGACAUCCAGUGUCAGAGUUGGGCCACCAAAUACUGCUAUAGGUCAUAGUAGAAAAGUUGAUGUGCAAACCACUCAGAAAAUUGUAGUGAAGAAGAGUGUUUGCCUUGACAGACAUUCCUCUGAUGAAGAAAGUGCCCCAGUGUUUGGGAAAGCUAAGUACACAACUCAAAAAAUGAAACACAGUUCUCAGAAGCAUAACCCAGCCCAAUUCAAAGAAAGUGACCACAACAAAUUGAGUAUCCCUAAGUUACAUAUUAAAGGAACUGAACAGUGUGUCAAGUCUUAUAAAACAGUAAGAAAUGAAGAAAACUGUUUCCCAGAUCCAGCAAAAAGCUCUCUGAGUUUUCUACAAUGUCAUAAGAAAGAAGACGACUCUGGUUCUUGUUUGGAUAGUCCUCUUCCUUUAUGCCAGAGAUUAAAGCUAAAGUUCCAAAGCACUUGA
This is a messenger RNA of Cynocephalus volans (Philippine flying lemur), 2733 nucleotides long. RefSeq names its product GEN1 Holliday junction 5' flap endonuclease (gene GEN1). NCBI's taxonomy places the organism in Eukaryota, Metazoa, Chordata, Mammalia, Dermoptera, Cynocephalidae. The transcript is spliced from 13 exons. Gene Ontology annotation, molecular function: 5'-flap endonuclease activity; four-way junction DNA binding. The record is from RefSeq and is a predicted model, not a curated record. The coding region runs from base 1 to 2733 and encodes 910 amino acids.